AUGGUGGGGGGCGGGCCUCCUGGAUGGAUCGGCGAAGCACACCGACGUGCCGCAGCACUGGCGGGUCGCCUUCAGGUGAGCCGCACCUUUGGUGCCAGCCUGGGCCUGGAGUCGGGUCGUGUCUACACGUCCUACCAGGAGAUGGCCAGCCAGGAACAGCGCCUCCGAGAAGAGGGCACCGAAGGCGCGCUCGACUUCGUAGUGGUGGUCACCCCAAACCCGCUCCACUAUGACGCUGGCUUUCCGGUCCUCUCUGACAAGCCGCUCGCAGAGAACUUUGCCGAUGCGGCCAAGCUGCUGGCCCUGGUCGAGCGGACCGGCCUGCCCUUCGGCCUCACCCACAACUACUCGGGCUACCCCAUGGCACUGUACCACGUCAAGGAGGCCCGAGAGCUUGUCAAGGCGGGCAAGCUGGGCCGAUUGCGCAAGGUGGUGGUGACCUAUGCGCAAGGCUGGCUCACCGCCGAUGGCAGCAGCAUCACCCGCACCUCCGGCCUCUCUUCCCUCGUUGAUGUGGGCACCCACGCCGAGCACUUGUUGCGAUACAUCACCGGGCUUGAACUGUCGGAGCUCUGUGCGGACAUCACCACCUUCGUCGGUGGAGUGCGCGAGCCGGACGACUUCAACGUGCUGCUUCGCUUCAAGUGCGGGGCCAAGGGAACCUCGACGGGUAAAGGGAACGGCCUCAAGAUCGAGGUCUACGGUAGCGAGGCUUCGCUGGAGUGGGCGCAGGAGGAACCCACGCUUCUCACCGUGCGUCCCAGAGACGCGCCUGAACAGCUGCACAAGGCGGGCAACCCGUACCUGUCCAAGGCGGCCAAGCUUCACGCGCGUCUGCCGCCCGGGCACCCCGAGGCAUCCCUCCCCUCUACUUACCGACUGGCCCGACUGGCCAGGGCCUGCUGCGUGGGCUACUUGGAAGGCUUUGCCAACGUCUACCUCAACUUUGCUAACACUCUGCGCAAGACCAUCUUAAAGGACGGCUGGAAGGGGAUCCACUUUGUGGAGAAGGUGUUCGAGAGCGGCAAGCAAGGAACAUGGGUCAAGCUCGACGACGCCGUCACCGGCCGUCGUCCUCCCAUGUAG
Messenger RNA from Acanthamoeba castellanii str. Neff, 1086 nucleotides. Its product is annotated as NAD binding oxidoreductase. The transcript is spliced from 12 exons. The coding region runs from base 1 to 1086 and encodes 361 amino acids. The record is from RefSeq and is a predicted model, not a curated record. NCBI's taxonomy places the organism in Eukaryota, Discosea, Longamoebia, Acanthamoebidae. Gene Ontology annotation, molecular function: nucleotide binding.